AGGCUACUAAUAGCAAUUCUAAAUAAUCAUCGCAAAUUGAUAUCAUAUCGACUUCUUGAAAGACCGACUUACUCAGAAUCAACGUGAUAGACGAAUCCAACGUCAAAAUGACUGCUACAACCUAUCCCGAGUUCAAUGAUCAUACAGAGGCAUUGGAUGUUGCCAAGGCCUUUGCUAGGGAGAUUCGUGGUAAAACAGUACUCGUGACGGGUGUAAAUGUUGCCGGCAUUGGAUUUACAACUGCACAAGCUUUUGCUUCUCAAUCUCCAGCUCACAUAAUUCUCGCCAGCCGUACCCCGUCCAAGAUUCAAGAGUGCAUCGACAAGCUCAAGGCCGAAUUUCCUAAUGUAGACUACCGCUCACUUAUUCUCGACCUUUCGACACAGAAAACUGUCAGGGCUGCUGCCGGCGAACUUCUAUCAUGGUCUGAUAUACCUACUAUUGAUAUCAUCGUUAAUAGUGCUGCUAUCUCUAAUAUUCCGGAACGCACGAUCAACGAAGAUGGAAUUGAGAUACAGUUUGCCACCAAUCAUAUCGGACACUUUCUGUUCACUUGCUUGAUCAUGCCGAAACUUCUCAAGGCGGCAGAGCACAACCCGAAAGGGGCAACUCGCAUUAUCAACGUUUCUUCACGUUCUCCAAUAUCUGCUCGCAUGCGAUGGAGCGAUACCAAUUUCGAAAAGAAGAGCAAAGAACUCCCUGAAGACGAACAGCCCCCUUACGAGAUGCAUAGACUGUGGGGAACCGGGGACGUUGAAGACAAAGCGUACCUGCCGCUUGAAGGUUACAACCAGGGCAAGGUUGCGAAUGUACUGUUUAGUAUAGCAUUAAACAAAAGGCUGUAUGAGAAGUACGGAAUCUUGAGUAUAUCCCUGCACCCCGGAGUAAUACAUACAGAGCUGUCCAGAGACGCUGCGCAAAGCACGAGAGAUCUAAUCGAUAGCUGGGAGAAAGGGGGGCAACUUCAAUUCAAAACACUAGGGGCGGGAUCUGCAACAAGCCUUGUUGCUGCAUUGGAUCCGAAACUGAGCCUCCCUGAGACCAAGGGCGAUAACGAAAAUCAUGGGGUUUACCUUAUAGAUUGCCAGAUUUCCGAUGAGGCGAACUCCUAUUCAACCUCGAGCGAGGGGGCUGAAAGGCUGUGGAAGCUAUCCGAAGAUCUGGUCAAAGAAAAGUUCGCUUGGUGAGGGAGUGAAAAGGGAGUUUGCGCCGUUGGAUCUUCUGGUGAAGGUAUUAGUGCCUCUUACUAUUGGACAUAGGAUGUGGGACGAAGAAGAAUCCUCUCUUUCGUAGCACUGGGGACGCCAUAGUUAUUACUCUCAUUCCUUA
This is a messenger RNA of Daldinia vernicosa, 1329 nucleotides long. RefSeq names its product putative short-chain dehydrogenase. Bases 108 to 1187 code for a protein of 359 amino acids. Lineage: Eukaryota; Fungi; Ascomycota; Sordariomycetes; Xylariales; Hypoxylaceae. The transcript is spliced from 2 exons. The record is from RefSeq and is a predicted model, not a curated record.